This is a messenger RNA of Danio rerio (zebrafish), 1401 nucleotides long. Lineage: Eukaryota; Metazoa; Chordata; Actinopteri; Cypriniformes; Danionidae. The record is from RefSeq and is a predicted model, not a curated record.
AUGGACCUUCUUGCCUGUAUUUUGAUUUCAAUGGUUUUAAUGGUCACCGAUGGCUUCACUGUUCACGGUCCCUCUGCUCCUUUGUCUGCUCCUCUGGGAUCUUCAGUGGUUUUGCCCUGUUUUGUUGAUGAAGCUUUACCAGUGGAGGAUCUGGAGGUGGAAUGGAGAAGAGCAGACUCAGAGACUCUGGUUCAUCUGUAUCAAGAUGGAGAGAGUCGACCAGAGGUCCAGCAGCAGGAUUAUCAUGAUAGAGCUCAUUUCUUUACUGAGGAGAUUCAACAUGGAAACUUCUCCCUCCGUCUGGACAAUCUGACAGCUCAAGAUGAAGGAGAAUACAGGUGUACAGUUCACAGUCAGCAGGAUUCUGGAGAAGCUGUGGCUCAGAUAAAAGAUGUUGGCUUCGUUGUUCAUGGUCCCUCUGCUCCUCUGUCUGCUCCUCUGGGAUCUUCAGUGGUUUUGCCCUGUUAUAUUGAUAAUAAGUUGCUGAUGGAGGAUCUGGAGGUGGAAUGGAGAAGAGCAGACUCAGAGACUCUGAUUCAUCUGUAUCAAGAUGGAGAGAGUCGAGCAGAGGUCCAGCAGCAGGAUUAUCAUGAUAGAGCUCAUUUCUUUACUGAGGAGAUUCAACAUGGAAACUUCUCCCUCCGUCUGGACAAUCUGACAGUUCAAGAUGAAGGAGAAUACAGGUGUAGAGUUUUCAUUCAGCUGAAUAAAGGAGAAACUGUGGUCCAGAUAAAAGAUGUUGAGCGUUUGUUAGUAUCAGGAUCAAAUCGUCCUGCUUCUGCAUAUGUUGGUGAGGACGUGACUCUGAACUGCUCUGUAGACUCUCACAUCACUCCUGAACACAUUGAAGAGGUUUCAUGGUUGAAAACAGAUGAAGAUGGAGAUUCUCUGGUUCUGCUGUAUCAGAACAAUGAGACUUUACCAGAUUCAUCAGUUGAACAGUUCAGAGGCAGAGUUGAGUUCUUCACUGCUGAAAUCUCCAAAGGAAACUUCUCUCUCAGACUGAAAAGUGUCAGAACUGAGGAUAAAGGAGUUUACAGGUGUCAAGUGUUUGCUGGAGAUUUAUCAGCUAAUGCAACUGUAGAGCUGGAGAGACUGGGUUUCUCUUCUUUGCACAUAGUUGUGCUGGUUUUCUGUGUUGCUGCUGGAUCUGGAGCUGUACUUCUGCUCUGCUGUCUGAUCUACUGCAGAUAUAAAAACACUGUUACCAGCAGCCUAAUCUGGAAUUUUCAGAUUUCUCUGGUCCUUUUUCCAAAUAUCUGUAUGUGCUUUGCAUUCAUCUUUUGGGGCUUUAUUGAAGGAUUUCUGGAUGAGACGAUCAUUUGCAGUGCGAUUUAUAUUCUGAGGCCUGCAAUUUUGAUCUGGGCUUUGCCCUUCUUGAAGUAUCUUAAAGGAGCAUAG